Molecule: messenger RNA, 7608 nt
Organism: Eremothecium gossypii ATCC 10895
Lineage: Eukaryota; Fungi; Ascomycota; Saccharomycetes; Saccharomycetales; Saccharomycetaceae
Product: AFL095Wp
Exons: 1
Coding region: 1-7608 (2535 amino acids)
Biological process (GO): flocculation
Source: RefSeq, marked provisional
AUGCGAAGUUUGCUAGGUGUGUUAGCUGCCUUGCUGACCACGGCCUUGGCCCAAGAGGCUGUUCCCGUGCAACAGUUACAGGCUUGUGACCCACUUCGUGCAAAUCCAAACCUGACCCCGAGAAGCGGUUUUGAUAUUACCUACUAUGAUUACCCGUGGUUAAGCUACAGCGACCGAGUUAAUCGCGGUGUGCCAGAUAGGACUACGUACCUCAGCGACCCUUAUCUUCGUGGAGGAUACGCAAAUUACCAGCGGCUAGGGAGCUCUACCGGUGUGACGAACUUGACGUUCAUCAACGAAUUUGGCCUCGGCAGAGGACGUGAGAGAGUUCGCGGCAACUUGCCUCCCAACUAUAACUUCCCGGACGAGAUCAACAUUUCAAACUUCGCGUAUGUUGGAACUGGUUACUUCCGUGCGGACCAGGAUGGUUCGUACAACUUCACGUUAGACUUUGUUGACGACUACGCUGCAAUCACGGUUGGUGGUGGCAGAGCUUUUACCUGCUGCAGAGAGGAAUCAACAGUAACCAGCCCUUCGGAUUUCCAAAUCAGUGCAGUCUGGUCGAGAGAAGCCCCAGCUGGGCGUGCGUGGACCGUGGUGAACUUACAGCGGGGCGCGUACUAUCCACUCCGUGUGUUCUACGUGAACACCAACAACUGGGCCGGUAUCCGUUUUACGUUUACGGACCCAAGUGGUGUUCACCAUGAGGACUUCCAGAAUCACAUCUUCCAUUUUGACGACCAGCCAAACGAAUGCCCGGAAAUAGUCGCGACAACGACUCAUCCAUACGAUGGAACGGAAACUGUGACAGCCUAUACCACACUAUCGACGUACACGAACAGCGACAACCAGCUCACAACUGGGAGAGUGGUUGUUAUCAACACCCCAUACCCUCGUGGCGAAACAACUACUACUAAUGGCUGGACUGGUUCCUACACAACUACACUAUCCACUGGUGUGGCAACUGUAACAGGUACUGACGGCUAUGGCACGAUCGAGACCAUCUAUCACGUCGUUACUCCAGAAGCGUCUGCUGUCACAACGACCACUAGCGGCUGGACAGGUACUCACACGACCACGCUCUCCACUGGACUCACCACCGUUACAGGGCCUGAUGGUAUUGCCACGACGGAAACUACCUACUACGUGGUGACUCCAGAGGCUCAGGCCGUCACGACGACUACAAGCGGCUGGACCGGAUCCUUCACUACAACGAUGUCUACAGGUGUCACUACUGUGACCGGUUCCGAUGGAAUUGCCACAACCGAGACGACCUACUACGUUGUGACACCUGAGGCGGAAGCCGUCACGACGACUACGAGCGGGUGGACAGGCUCUUACACCACGACGAUGUCCACGGGUGUCACUACUGUGACCGGUACCGAUGGAAUUGCCACGACGGAGACUACGUACUACGUCGUGACUCCCGAGGCUCAAGCCAUUACUGAGACCACCAGCGGCUGGAUGGGGACGUAUACUACCACGCUAUCCACCGGUGUCACUACUGUUACCGGCACCGAUGGGAUUGCCACGACAGAGACCACCUACUAUGUGGUGACUCCCGAAGCUCAUGCUAUUACGACUACCACUAGUGGCUGGACCGGUACCUAUAUGACUACACUCUCAACAGACGUUACCACUGUGACCGGUACUGAUGGUAUCGCAACCACCGAGACCAUCUACCACGUGGUGACCCCUGAGGGUGUCCUAACGGCAACUGUUACCAGCGGCUGGACUGGCUCCAUCACCACAACUCUGUCCACUGGUGUAACGACUGUUACCGGUACCGAUGGUAUCGCUACCACCGAGACGACUUAUUACGUGGUGACACCUGAAGCAGAGUUAGUGACGACGACAACCAGCGGUUGGGCAGGGACCUACACGACUACUUUCUCCACUGGAGUCACUACUGUGACUGGUCCUGACGGAAUCCCAACCCUAGAGACGACCUACUACGUUGUGACACCUGAGGCAGAAGCCGUCACGACGACUACUAGCGGCUGGACAGGAUCCUUCACGACGACGAUGUCUACAGGUGUCACUACUGUGACCGGUUCCGAUGGAAUUGCCACAACCGAGACGACCUACUACGUUGUGACACCUGAGGCGGAAGCCGUCACGACGACUACUAGCGGGUGGACAGGCUCUUACACCACGACGAUGUCCACGGGUGUUACGACGGUUACAGGUACCGAUGGAAUUGCCACGACGGAGACUACGUACUACGUUGUGACACCUGAGGCGGAAGCCAUCACGACGACUACGAGCGGGUGGACAGGCUCUUACACCACGACGAUGUCCACGGGUGUCACUACUGUGACCGGUACCGAUGGAAUUGCCACAACCGAGACGACCUACUACGUUGUGACACCUGAGGCGGAAGCCAUCACGACGACCAUGAGUGGCUGGACAGGCUCUUACACCACGACGAUGUCCACGGGUGUCACUACCGUAACUGGUACUGAUGGAAUUGUUACCACUGAAACUACCUACCACGUUGUGACUCCUGAAGCUCACGCCAUUACUGAGACCACCAGCGGCUGGAUGGGGACGUAUACUACCACGCUAUCCACUGAUGUCACUACUGUUACCGGCACCGAUGGGAUUGCCACCACUGAAACUACCUACUAUGUUGUGACUCCCGAGGCUCAUGCUAUCACGACUACCACUAGUGGCUGGACCGGUACCUAUAUGACUACACUCUCAACAGACGUUACCACUGUGACCGGUACCGAUGGAAUUGCUACCACCGAGACCAUCUACCACGUGGUGACCCCCGAGGGCCUCCUAACGGCAACUGUUACCAGCGGUUGGACUGGCUCCAUCACCACAACUCUGUCCACUGGCGUAACGACUGUUACCGGUACCGAUGGUAUCGCUACCACCGAGACGACUUAUUACGUGGUUACACCUGAAGCAGAGUUAGUGACGACGACGACCAGCGGUUGGGCAGGGACCUACACGACUACUUUCUCCACUGGAGUCACUACUGUGACUGGUCCUGACGGAAUCCCAACCCUAGAGACGACCUACUACGUUGUGACACCUGAGGCAGAAGCCGUCACGACGACUACUAGCGGCUGGACAGGAUCCUUCACUACGACGAUGUCUACAGGUGUCACUACUGUGACCGGUUCCGAUGGAAUUGCCACAACCGAGACGACCUACUACGUUGUGACACCUGAGGCAGAAGCCGUCACGACGACUACUAGCGGCUGGACAGGAUCCUUCACGACGACGAUGUCUACAGGUGUCACUACUGUGACCGGUUCCGAUGGAAUUGCCACAACCGAGACUACGUACUACGUCGUGACUCCCGAGGCUCAAGCCAUUACUGAGACCACCAGCGGCUGGAUGGGGACGUAUACUACCACGCUAUCCACUGAUGUCACUACUGUUACCGGCACCGAUGGGAUUGCCACCACUGAAACUACCUACUAUGUUGUGACUCCCGAAGCUCAUGCUAUUACGACUACCACUAGUGGCUGGACCGGUACCUAUAUGACUACACUCUCAACAGACGUUACCACUGUGACCGGUACCGAUGGAAUUGCUACCACCGAGACCAUCUACCACGUGGUGACCCCCGAGGGCCUCCUAACGGCAACUGUUACCAGCGGCUGGACUGGGUACUAUACCAGAACUCUGUCCACUGGUGUAACUACUGUUACCGGUACUGAUGGUAUCGCUACCACCGAGACAACUUACUACGUCGUCACCCCAGAGGCAAAUUACGUUACGACGACAACCAGCGGUUGGGCAGGAACCUACACAACGACUUACUCCACCGGAAUCACUACUGUGACUGGUUAUAACGGAAUUCCAACUAUAAAGUCAACUUACUAUGUGGUUACUCCGGAAGCGUCUGUCGUCACGACCACUGCCAGCGGAUGGAGACGUACGUACACCACAACGCGCUCCACCGGUAUCACUACUGUUACCGGCACCGAUGGAAUUGCUACCACUGAAACGACCUAUUAUGUGGUGACUCCCGAAGCUCAUGCAGUUACGACUACCACUAGUGGCUGGACUGGUACCUAUAAGACUACACUCUCAACCGACGUUACUACUGUGACCGGUACCAAUGGAAUUGCUACCACCGAGACCAUCUACCACGUUGUGACUCCUGAAGCUCACGCCAUUACUGAGACCACCAGCGGCUGGAUGGGGACGUAUACCACCACGCUAUCCACUGAUGUCACUACUAUUACCGGCACCGAUGGAAUUGCUACCACUGAAACUACCUACUAUGUUGUGACUCCCGAGGCUCAUGCUAUUACGACUACCACUAGUGGCUGGACCGGUACCUAUAUGACCACACUUUCGACCGACGUUACCACUGUGACCGGCACUGAUGGAAUUGCUACCACCGAGACCAUCUACCACGUGGUGACCCCUGAGGGUGUCCUAACGGCAACUGUUACCAGCGGCUGGACUGGCUCCAUCACCACAACUCUGUCCACUGGUGUAACGACUGUUACCGGUACCGAUGGUAUCGCUACCACCGAGACGACUUAUUACGUGGUGACACCUGAAGCAGAGUUAGUGACGACGACGACCAGCGGUUGGGCAGGGACCUACACGACUACUUACUCCACCGGAGUCACUACUGUGACUGGUCCUGACGGAAUCCCAACUGUAGAGUCAACUUACUAUGUGGUUACUCCGGAAGCAUCUGCUGUCACGACUGACGUCCAUGGGUGGACAGGCUCUUACACCACAACGCUCUCUACCGGGUUCACAACGUUUACCGGCACCGAUGGAAUUGCUACUACGGAAACCAGCUACUACGUCGUGACACCUGAGGCUCGGGCCGCUAGGAGGACCACUAGUGGCUGGACUGGUACCUAUAUGACUACACUCUCGACAGGUGUUGCUACUGUUACCGGUACCGAUGGUAUCGCAACCACCGAAACCACUUAUUACGUUGUGACUCCAAGUCCUGUAACAACGCCAGUAUCAAUUAGGUACAACACUACUACAGCCUGGCUAAACACGACCUUUACUGAAUCAACCACUGUCGUUGAGUCUGUGCCAACAACAGAGACAGUGUUAGUAACUACCACUGAUAUUCAUGGAGAAACUAGUGUUUCGACAAGUACUUUGACAACUACGCAUGUUGUACCAACUACUGCCUGGUGGAAUACCACUGUCGUUCGCCCUACAACGUUCUUGAACAUAACGUUAGUACCCACAACAGUUAUGAGUACAACGUCUGUACCUACUACUAAAACCGCGUGGGCCAACACUACGGCAACAAUUCGUGAAAAUGUUACUCGCUCAGAGGUUGAAACUGUUAUCACUACUGUUACUAAUACGCAAUCCAUCUCUACGGUCGCAUGGGCAAACUCCACUAUUACCGUCCAACCUACCACGAUUGUCAACCCUACAGAAAUGGUGACAUUGACGGAGACCAUAAACUACACCACGACAAAAUCUGAUGGCGAGAAAACAGUGGAGACUACUGUGGUGACCACAGAGGUCUUACCUACUACUGUGUGGAGGAAUUCUACGAUUUCAGCUGGUCCGACAACUGUUGUGACUGUUCCAGAGCCAGGUACAACUACGGAAACGUAUUACAUUACGAGCACUAGACCAGAUGGGCAAACUACCAUAGAGGCUACUACAACUGUCGUUACCAAGCACGUCGUACCUACUACAGUAUGGAUGAAUAGCACUAUUAGUCACUGUACUGAUUGUUCUACGGCUGUGAUACACCCUACUGAAUCAGUAACCAUGACGGAGACUCACUACAUCACUUCCACGGCUGUCAAUGGAUCAACGGCAGCGAAGACUGUGACUACUGUCGUUACUACUGUCGUUCCAGAAUCUACUGUAUGGUUGAGCACGACAGUGUGCGGUGACACCACUGCUAGUCACUGUACUGACUGUGUUACAACUGUGGUACACCCUACUGACUUGGUUACCACGACCGAGACUUACUACAUCACUUCUACAGCUGCUGACGGAUCAAAGGCAACGGAAACUGUGACGACUGUGGUUACUACCGUCGUUCCAGAAUCCACUGUUUGGUUAAGCACUACAGUUCGUGACCCAACUACUAUAGUGACCACAAAACAAGCUCCUACAGCUGCUUGGCAGAAUACUACAGUUCUAACUAGGUCAACAGAGGUAAUCACGACAACCGAGACACAGUUUGUAACCAAGACUGGCACCGAUGGUUCACCAACGAUUGAAACGACCGAAACUGUGAUAACCCGUGAUCCUUUAACAACCACGGCCUGGGUGACUACGACUAUUGACGGCAAAACUACCGUCGUUCCCCCACCACCAGAGCCUACUACUACGACUGAAACUAUUUUGCUCACAACAACCAACGCUAAAGGGGUAACGAUAGUAGAGACGACAACUAACGUUGUAACCAAAGAGGCAGAAUGUCCAACUUCGGGGAGGGAAACCACUGUUACGACGGCACCUGUAUUGACUAGUUUGACAGAGCAAGUAACAAUUACGGAAACUAUCUCUUACACUGUUACUGGUGACGAUGGUGUGAAAACAUUGGAGACCACUACCGUCCGUACUUCUACAGCGGUUAUCACAACAGAAAUACCCGGGCCAAAGCCACCGGUACCAACAGGUCCAGGGCCUGAAAUUGACAGAUCUUCGAGUUCAGUACCAGGCCAUUCUUCACCUACCGGCUCAGAGCCAUGCCACAGCCCACCUCCUGCUACUAGCCAACCAUGCCCACCUCCUGCUACUAGCCAACCUGCCCAGAGCAGCUCAUCUGCUAGCCAACCAUGCCCACCUCCUGCUACUAGCCAACCUGCCCAGAGCAGCUCAUCUGCUAGCCAACCAUGCCCACCUCCUGCUACUAGCCAACCCGCCCAGAGCAGCUCAUCUGCUAGCCAACCAUGCCCACCUGCUGCUACUAGCCAACCUGCCCAGAGCAGCUCAUCUGCUAGCCAACCAUGCCCACCUUCUGCUACUAGCCAACCUGCCCAGAGCAGCUCAUCUGCUAGCCAACCAUGCCCACCUUCUGCUACUAGCCAACCCGCCCAGAGCAGCUCAUCUGCUAGCCAGCCAUGCCAGACUGCACCAGCUACCCAAGAGUCUACACAGAGUGCUCCUACUACUGUAGAGAGCGCUGUACCUUGUACCGGAGGAAAUGCCGGUCCUAGUACCACAGAAAUUGUCGCACCAAAGAGUUCGGAUAGAAGCGUGUGUGGAACCUUAACGACUACCGUUAUUGUCACAACUUGCCCCGUCCGUACGGAUGGCCCAAGCGCUACGGCUGGGCCCGCCAGUACCGCUGGGUCUACUGCCAGCGUGUCGGGUGGCGCAUCUUCAAUAGCUGACAAAACCGCCGCCGCUGCCGCCGUGCCAACCGAUACCAUUUCAAGAUACACAAAGGGUACUACGGCGCAAACCGCUUCUACAAGCACCGGCUCAUUAUCCUCAAGCACCGGCUCAAGAUACACAAAGGCUACUGCGCACCCAGCUCCUUCUGGCAAGUUCUCUCUAGGGAACCCAGGCUCUAACUCAUCCCCACUAUCAUACUUUACAGGCGCUGCAGGCAGACUGCAUGGGAGUGGUACCUCUCUCGGAUCCAUUGUGGCUCUAUUCCUCUCCAUGCUCUUCCUCUGCUAA